This is a messenger RNA of Momordica charantia (bitter melon), 1357 nucleotides long. Lineage: Eukaryota; Viridiplantae; Streptophyta; Magnoliopsida; Cucurbitales; Cucurbitaceae. The record is from RefSeq and is a predicted model, not a curated record.
AUAAAUCCCCAUUGCCCUCUUUCUUCGGACGCAAAUCCUCUGCAGCUCAAAGUCAAACCUUCCUCCGCCCACCUCCGAUCACCCAUGGAUUUCUUCCGCCACGCCAAGACCGUCCGCCUUCGCAGCCACCACGACAAGUACCUCGUCGCCGACGACGACGAGGAGUCCGUCGCCCAAGACCGUAACGGAUCCUCCAAAAAUGCUCGCUGGUCCGUCGAGUUUGCAUCCGCCGCCGCCUCCGACUCAAUCAUCCGUCUCAAGAGCUGCUACGGCAAGUACCUCACGGCCAGCAAUCAGCCCUUUUUGCUCGGAAUGACCGGCCGGAAAGUCCUCCAGACCCUUCUCCGGCGGCUCGAUUCCUCCGUCGAGUGGGAACCCAUCAGAGAAGGGACCCAGGUCAAGUUCAAGACCCGAUAUGGCAACUUCUUGAGAGCCAACGGGGGUCUGCCACCGUGGCGAAAUUCGGUCACCCACGACAUUCCCAGUAGAACCGCCACGCAGGAUUGGAUCCUCUGGGAUAUCGACGUUAUUGAGAUUCAAGUCCAAUCUUCAACUCAUAAAAUUCCCACGAUUGAGCACAUGGAUUCUCUGGAUUUUAAUCCCAGCUCACCUCCUUCGGCGUCUGCCRAAUCGGCAAAUUACUCUAGACUAGAGUCCACUGAUUCAACGGUCAGAUCACCUCCCAAAUCUGAAGGAAGGACCAUAUACUACCAUGUGGCGGAUGAAAGUGGAGACGUAUAUGAAGAGACGGUGGAGGGUUCUUGCUUUACAUUCAAAGGAAAUGGGGUGGAGGAACUGACUCAUAAAUUGGAGGAAGAAACAGGGAUUGAAGGCAUCAUCGUGUGUACUCGCAGUCCAUUGAAUGGAAAUCUUUAUCCCCUUCGCCUGCAACUUCCUCCCAAUAAUGCAACCAUGCAUGUGGUUGCAGUUCCCGAGUCAUCUAAAGCCGGAAAGGAAUUUUCAAAGCAACGUUUGUUAUGACAUCUAUGGGGCUGACUGCUAUUUACUGAUAUGCAUUGGGAACAAGAGAUUGUGGCUGUUACACGCACCAGACAAGUCUCACAUUGGUUCAGACACUCAGAUUCUGAUUCUUAUUUGGCAUUACAACACAGGAAGGUUCAAGCCAUCCAUAGAAGAUUAUAUAAGUCGAUUUUGCUUCUGUAGUGUUCAAAUUUUUUUUUUUGUUUCUUUUUUGCAUCUUCUAACUACUUGUUAAUUAGGGGUUCCCAGAAGAUGUGAAUAUUUCCCCCUUUCUUAAAGUUUCCUUGUGAUAGAUGUAGUUUUCCAUACCAGUCAUUGCAGCCGAAUUUAGGAAGCCUUUUGUAUUAUUUAAAUGAAAAAACUUAAGUUCUAUGCA